ACAGACUGAAUUGUUUAUAUUUUUCUCAAGAGAAUUGUUCUGAACUAUAAUUAUCACUUGGUAAGGAUCAAAGGAAAACUCAAAUAUGAGCGACGACACGGACGAAUACGAUGAGCCAAAUCACAAAUCUUUGAUGAUUUUCGGACGAGAUGUCUCCCAAAUUCCCUGCUUUAGACAGAGCUUCUUGUACGGGAUAAGUGGAGGAAUAGCAGCAGGAUUUGCAACGUUCCUCUUCACGUCGCGCACUAGACUGUCUUCUCACGCAGCAGUGGCUUUUUUCUGUUUCACAACACUGGGCUAUUGGUCUCAAUGCCGAUACAAUUGGUCAAAAACAAAGUUCGAGUACAAUCAACUAAAACGUGGUAUGCAAGAAUAUGCUAUGUACGAAGGAACAGAUCUAGCCAAAGAGGUACAAAAGAGAGGAACAGAUGCUUGAGAGAUAACACUGUAUGAGUAGAGAUUAAAUCAUUUUUAGAUUAAUAAAUAAACCAUAAUUCACUUA
This is a messenger RNA of Phlebotomus papatasi, 502 nucleotides long. RefSeq names its product cytochrome c oxidase assembly protein COX20, mitochondrial (gene l(3)87Df). NCBI's taxonomy places the organism in Eukaryota, Metazoa, Arthropoda, Insecta, Diptera, Psychodidae. The record is from RefSeq and is a predicted model, not a curated record. Gene Ontology annotation, biological process: mitochondrial respiratory chain complex IV assembly. The transcript is spliced from 3 exons. Gene Ontology annotation, cellular component: mitochondrial inner membrane; mitochondrion. Bases 86 to 436 code for a protein of 116 amino acids.